Hydractinia symbiolongicarpus is the source of this 753-nucleotide messenger RNA. RefSeq lists its product as uncharacterized. The record is from RefSeq and is a predicted model, not a curated record. The transcript is spliced from 3 exons. Bases 1 to 753 code for a protein of 250 amino acids. Lineage: Eukaryota; Metazoa; Cnidaria; Hydrozoa; Anthoathecata; Hydractiniidae.
AUGUUGUUUAACUUCCUUGCUCCUUCAAAGUAUGAGUUGACUUACUGGAAACACAGAAAUAAUAUACUUUCAUCUCCAGCAUUAAAAUCAAAAUGUUUAAGUAUAAGAGAUCAACUGUUUGUAACCUUGUUACGCCUGCGUCGAGGUUUUAAUUUGUCAUCCCUAGCACAUAUGUAUGGUGUGAGUGAUUCAUACAUUAACUACGAAACAGUAAUGUUUCCAGAAAGACAGGUUUCUAAGCAAUUUAUGCCCAAAGUCUUUAAAAAGUUUAAAAACAUCAGAGCUUCAAUUGACUGUACAGAGUUUUUUUGUGAAGUUCCUAGAGAUUAUGGUUGUCAAGGAAAUAUGUAUUCAUCAUAUAAACACCAUACAACAAUGAAAUGUUUAAUCGCAGUGAACCUGAAUGGUGCAGCUUGUUUCGUAUCUGAUCUAUAUGAAGGAAGUGUUGAUGAUGUCCGUAUUUUCAAAACUUGUGGUCUUAUGAACCAUGUCAACCCUGGUGAUAACUUUUUAGUGGAUAAGGGUUUUACAGUGCAAGAUGUACUCCUGUCCAAGCAAGCUACGAUUUUCAUUCCACCAUUUCUUGGCAAACGUGAUUCAUUAACGAAAGAAGAAAUAAUGCUGACCAAAAGGAUUGCAAAAGCUCGUAUGCACACUGUUUAUGUAAAUAAUAUUCUGUACUCAAAACCUACUUUAUUUGUCUUCCUUAUAUGUCCCUUUGCUAAAUACAUGCGAAAAUUAGUACGCUUCUGA